Vairimorpha ceranae is the source of this 1473-nucleotide messenger RNA. RefSeq names its product poly polymerase. Gene Ontology annotation, cellular component: nucleus. Gene Ontology annotation, molecular function: poly(A) RNA polymerase activity; RNA binding. NCBI's taxonomy places the organism in Eukaryota, Fungi, Microsporidia, Nosematidae. Bases 1 to 1473 code for a protein of 490 amino acids. The record is from RefSeq and is a predicted model, not a curated record. The transcript has a single exon.
AUGGAAAAAAAUUCUAGAUAUGGUAUCACUGGACCAUUGUCACUACAAGAAAGUACUUUAAAAGAAAAACAAUGUAGUGAAGAGAUGGAUAAAUUUAUACAAGAUUGUGGAUUUUUUGAGGAUGAAUCAGAAGGUCAGACACGUGAACGUGUUUUAGGAAAAUUAAAUUCUUUACUGAAACAAUUUGUACAGAAGACAUCAGAAAAUAAAAAUAUUUAUUUGAAUGAUAAAAAUAAUAAUAACGGUAAAAUAUUUACUUUUGGUAGUUACAGACUUGGAGUGCACAGUAAAGGUGCAGAUAUUGAUGUCUUAUGUGUAGUACCAAAGCACAUUACCAGAAAAGAUUUUUUUACAGAUUUUUUUGAACUUUUAUCACAAGACUCAGAUGUAAAAGAAAUUACAAAAAUAGAAGAAGCUUAUGUACCACUUAUUAAAUUAAUUAUACAAGGUAUACCUAUAGAUCUUACAUUUGCUAGAUUGAACAUAGGAAUAGUAAAUGAUAAUGUUAAUUUAUUAAAUAACACAUAUUUAAAAAAUAUGGAUGAUAAAUGUGUGUUAAGUAUUAAUGGAAGUAGAGUGACAGAUGAAAUAUUAAAUCUAAUUCCUAAUGUUAAGACAUUUCAUUCAGCUUUGCGAUGUAUUAAAUAUUGGGCCAAGCGAAGAUGCAUUUAUGGAAAUUCGUAUGGUUAUUAUGGGGGUGUAGCUUUUUCUAUUUCUGUGGGUAGAAUCUGUCAACUAUUUCCAAAUGCUUCUUCUUACACUAUUGUUAGUAAAUUUUUUGAAUUAUAUUCCUUCUGGAAGUGGCCAUCUCCUGUCUUGUUAAAACCUGUUAUUGAUUUAAGUUAUAAUAUGAAAGUUUGGGAUCCUAAGUUGUAUCCGGCAGAUAAAUAUCAUAAAAUGCCUGUUAUAACACCUGCUUAUCCUUCUAUAUGUUCAACACAUAACAUAAUUGCUAGCACACAGCAACUUAUUAUUAAUGAGUUUACUAGAGGACAUGAAAUAUUUUGUAAUGAAAAAGGAACAACAAAAGAUAUUUUAAAAAAGCUGUGUAGUCUAUCAGAUUUUUUUUAUAAAUAUAAAUCUUAUAUACAAAUUAACGCUAUAUCACAAGAUGAAACAAAUCAUAAAUUGUGGUUGGGAUUUGUAGAAUCUAAAAUUCGUAUUUUGGCUCUUAAAAUUGAAUCUCUCGAUGAUGUUUUGUAUGCUGUUCCUUUUCCUAGAUCUUUUAAUAUAACUAAAGAAAAAUUAUCUUUUUUUACUUUUAAAACUAAACAUAUUAAAAUUUGUACUUCUUUUUUUAUUGGACUAGAAUGUCCUAGUACUAAAGCUAAAAAAGUCUUUAUUGAUCAUCCAAUAAAAGAAUUUAUAGAGUUUAUUAAUAAUUAUGACAAAAAAGAUGAAAAUAUGAAAUUAGAAAUAAAUAGCAUGAAGAAGAGAGACGUUCAUGCAUUUUUUUCCGUAAUAUAUAAAUAA